This is a messenger RNA of Mytilus trossulus (common blue mussel), 6729 nucleotides long. Its product is annotated as CCR4-NOT transcription complex subunit 7-like. Gene Ontology annotation, cellular component: CCR4-NOT complex; CCR4-NOT core complex; P-body. Gene Ontology annotation, molecular function: poly(A)-specific ribonuclease activity; nucleic acid binding. The transcript is spliced from 7 exons. The record is from RefSeq and is a predicted model, not a curated record. The coding region runs from base 193 to 1089 and encodes 298 amino acids. Lineage: Eukaryota; Metazoa; Mollusca; Bivalvia; Mytilida; Mytilidae.
AAAACGGGGUUCCGGUUGAUCAUGCGUCGCACUUGAGCGCAUGAAAUCACAAAGAAAUGUAGUUCAUACAUCAUUUUUCCGCUCGUACGUGCAUAUCUCCUCCUGUCUUUCACCUAAACUGAAGUUGAAAGAAAAACAUCAAGAAAAGGUGAACUUUUAAAGAAUUGUAACUAAGCACGGGAUGCUGGCAGUAUGCCAUCUAUAGCACACACAGAAUAUGGAAUUAAAGAUGUCUGGCAAAACAACAUGGAAGAGGAGUUUAGGAAGAUACGCCAUGUUGUACAAAAAUACAGAUAUGUUGCCAUGGACACAGAAUUUCCUGGAGUUGUAGCACGGCCGAUAGGAGAGUUUAGGAAUGCUGCAGAUUUCCAGUACCAGUUAUUAAGAUGUAAUGUAGACUUACUCAAGAUCAUACAGUGUGGUAUAACAUUUUUAGACGAGAAUGGCGAUACACCAUCACCCAUAUCAACAUGGCAGUUUAACUUCAAAUAUAGUUUAGUGGAAGACAUGUUUGCACAAGAAUCAAUAGAUUUACUACAGAAUUCUGGGAUACAGUUUAAGAAACAUGAAGAGGAAGGCAUUGAAGUGUAUGAAUUUGCUGAGUUGUUAAUGACAUCUGGUAUAGUGCUAAGUGAAAAUGUCAAGUGGUUGUCAUUUCACAGUGGAUAUGAUUUUGGAUAUUUAUUGAAGUUAUUAACAGAUCAGCCUUUACCAUCAGAAGAAUCAGAAUUCUUUGAAUAUUUGCGGAUUUACUUCCCUAAUAUUUAUGAUGUUAAAUAUUUAAUGAAAAGCUGUAAAAACUUAAAAGGAGGUUUACAAGAGGUAGCGGAACAGUUAGAGAUUGAAAGAAUAGGUCCCCAGCAUCAAGCAGGAAGUGACAGUUUAUUAACAGGGGCAGCAUUUUUUAAAAUGAGAGAGAUGUUUUUUGAAGAUAACAUAGACGAUGCUAAAUAUUGUGGUCAUUUAUAUGGACUUGGUACAUCUUAUGUUCAAAAUGGGACAGGUUACGAUAAUAAUGUGUUUGGUACAACAAAUCAUAAUUCUGUGACGCCACACGACGAAACGAACUCUGUAUCAAGUAAUUCAUAGAAUCACAUGCUGUGCAAUAUUUUGGAAUGUCUUUAGAAGAGUUGUCGUUACCAUGUUAAAGGCAAGAUCAUGUGACAUCAAGAACAACGUGGAAAAAUAAGUGGACUACCAAUGAGAUCAUGUGACUUAUCAGCAUGAAAAUAGGCAGCUAUUGUAUAGGGUUCAUGACCUUGUCCUUUCAUCUGACCUUCUGUGAUAAAUCAAACAGGGACAACCAUCAUGUCAUCAAGUGUCUCAGGUGUAACUAUGGUUACUAUAUUUCUAUAGAGAUAUUUCAAAAUGUUGUUCGAUGAACUCAUUUCUAUAUGUCCAUUGAAUAGAAAAUCCUUUUGAAACAAUUUUUUUUAAAAGCAGUACUAGAAGUGACAUUUCUAAGCAGCAGUAAUCAUGGUAAUUUCCAUCUAGAUAUUUGAAUAUCAGGGAAUAGUAAUUUUGGUAAUUACACAUUCUUAAAAGUAUUUAACAAAACCUCUAGCAUAAAGAACAGAUGAAUUUUUGGUACCUUUAUUAAUGAAAUACUCAAAAAUAAUCAAGAAAGUACUUUUUUGUUAAAAUACUCAAAGUUAAUCUAGACAGUUCAGUCACUACAACUGCUCAAUUGUGAUUAAUAAGAAUUUAACCUUAAAUCUGUUAUUCAUAAGAAUCUAACCUUAAAUAUAUUUUUUUGCAAAUGGACAUACAGAAGUGACUUUUUGUUGUAACAUUGUCUUUCAUCAUAUCAUGUACCAUCUCCGACAAUUUAUUCAGGGGACACAACUGGGGCCACAAUAUCAUGUACGAACUACAUUUCCAUGCUGACAGGAUGGAAGAAAAGAUGUAAGAUUAAUCAAAUUUAAUCUCCAUGCAACUAUAUUUGACAUUUAAAUAGGAUAAAUGAAUGCUAUCUUUAUUAUUGAAAUGAAAUAUUGUCAGAUACAGCUUUUAAUAUUGAAAAACUUCUUUAUAUUUGUAGACUUUCAGUCAGUAUCAUUCAAUGUGGAAUGUGUUAAUUAAGUAAAAGAAGUUAAAGCUGUAUUGAUAAUGAUUAUGACUAAAUGUAUUACUAUUUUAAGAUAAUAAAUAUAAAAUAUAGUUGCAUGGGGGAUAACUCCGUCUCAAGUGAUUGUUCUAAAAUUCCAUCAGUGUUUCUACUGAGGAUUGCUAAAGCGACUGUGAUAUUUUUGUGAUUUAUUUUUCUGAAGCACACUUUUUUGUUUUCAUUUUAAAUUGAAGCAGUUUCCAGUAUUUUUAUUUUUUCCAUCAGACUCCAUUAAUGUUUUACAUAAAACUAUAGAACUGUUAAUUGUAUUUUUGUUAAUGACCUGAAUGAUAUAUGUAAAAUAUAUUGACCUGAAAAAGGGUGAUAUCUUAAUUAUUCACUGGAUACCAGAUCUUCUUAUUUGUAAAACUCAUAAUUUUUCUUGCAUCGUAGAAAAAUCAAGAUUUUUGUCUCUUUCUCUCAAACCUAAAGUUUUUGUAUGUUCAAAGAUACUAAAUCAGAUUUCUAAUUUUUCUCAAUAUUUCUAGGAACUGAUCUCUUUAGAAAAUAUAUUUUUUAUUCAAUAUUAGAAAGAUUGAAGCAUAUAAACAUUUGACUGUCAUCUUGUUAGCUUGAGACAGAGUUCUUAUAUCGAAUUUACUUAACACAAAGUAGUAAAUAAAUAAAAUUAUUAUUGACAUUAAGUCUUAGCCUUGUCUUGGUUCAAGGACUUUCACAUAUUUCUUUAUUAUGAUGUAUAUGCAUACAUGUAUCAGUUAUAAUUUAAGUAACAUGAUGUCAAUAAGCAUUAUUUUCUUAAUCUGUGAAAAAUUGAUGAAUUUUCAAGUUAACAGUUUUAGAAAAUGAAGUGUUGAAUUUCUGUAUGUAUAUUGUAAUUGUUAUUUGCAACCCUUUGUAAAUCUGCAGUAUUUUGUUUUUGAUCAUAAAUCUGUACUUUUGUUAGUGGUUUUCCAGAGUUACAAAGGAUAUAUUGAUAAUUGUAUUUUUAUCCUCUUCUCGCCAUCGUCUACACAAUUUUAAUCUUGUCAUGUAAUAAUGCCAAAAUAAUUUCUUUUAUAUUUUUGUACGUCUAUCUAAACUUUUUAUUUUAAUCUUUUUAUCAAGUGGAAAUGAUGGACUCUAGUGCAAUAUAUAAUUCAUUCAUUGUGGAUAUCCUAUGUCAUAAAAUGUGAUCUUUUUUGUAUUUUUGACAUUGAAUUAUCAAAUUGUGAUGAGAUAUGUGUAUUUGCAGGAAUUUGUUAUGUCUUUUGUACACACCAUACUGUUUGUGCUACCAACAUGUAUUACGCAAAAACACUAUUCAACACUAUGCAGGGGCUAUACUAGUUUCUUAUUUCUUAUUCAUUAGAGCUGGAAAUAUAUGUAACAAUAUUUUAAGAGUGGUCAAGUAUUUAGAUAAAAAGGGGUCAUGGCAACAAACUUUCUGGUAAACUUCCUUAAACCAAACCUGAUACAGGACAGACAAAUGCUCAGACUAUAAAACAUUAAUCCCCCUAAUUUUGUUCUCUGUAGCCAGCUCUCUACAUACACUUGCUACCAUGAUAUACCCAAGAGUUAGGAAAGUUGUGUUAAACACCAACAAAUAAAAAAAUUUAAGCAGGCAUAAAUGUAAAAAAAAUAUGUAGUCAUUGACCUGUUUUGAGGGGAAAAUGUUUUAGUACUUAAAGCUGAUCAAUGUUUUUAAAUCUUACAUGGAAUUUUAUAAACUGAAAAAUGGAUUAAUAAAAAUUCAUUUGUCUAAAUAUUUAUGGACUCAAUAUCUAUUAGAUUGAUUGGUUUUUGGGGUUAUUGGUUGCUUAACGUCCACUGUUACCUUAUUUAGAAGAAAUCAUAGUUGAUUUUCUUUUCAGAUUGAUUCAUAUUGCUCAAUAUCGGCAGCAGUUAAAUUCACACCAUUGAAACGUAACCCUGAAAAUGUAUCAUUUAUACAUUUUGUAAUUCUUUCAAAACUUUCAAAACUUUAUACUUCUGUAUAAAAAUAUUGAUGAAACGAAAUAAAAAGACAUGACAAAUUCCUGCUAUAAAUAAUUCAGGUUUUUAUAUUACCAUGUAUUGUUCAGUAUCAUGACAUAAGAAAUUUAAUCCACAUACAUUAUGCCAUGUUUUUACCAAUUUUAUAUGGGAAAUCUGCUUUGGAAUUUUAGAAUGAUUGCUUCAGAUUUCUGUCUUAUUUUAAAUGAACUUUUAGCUUUUAUUUAGUAUUUAAAAAGAAAGAUGUGCAGUAUUGUUAGCAUUGAUAUUUAUGGUGAAGAUUUACAAUGGGAAAAUUAUCAUUAAAAUGAAUAAAAUAACUCAAAAUAGUAUUGGAAACAAUGAGUAAUAUUUUAAAAAUGAAAUUUAACUUGUGGCUGUUUCUUGCAUAAAAAUAUCAGAUUUUUUUCAUUUCUUCUUUUGGCGGUUGUACUAAAAUUUGUUUUGAGUAUAUAUGCAAAAUAUUAUCUGCUUCAAUGAGAUGUUCCCUUGUUUUAGAAAUAACUUUGAUGAACAUAUUGGUUUAACGAACAGUCCUAUGAAAAAAAGAUAGCAUCCAUUAAAUUGUUCAUCAUUAUUUAUAGAGAAUUAUUAUUUAUUGCUAUAAAUUGUACUUUUAAUAAUGAUAAUAAAUAAUGCCUAACAGUAUUGUACAUUUUUUAGGUUAAUAAGUUAAUAUUAUUAUUUCAUGUAUUUACAGAAUUCUAUAUCUGUAAUCUUGUUUUUUGUCGUAUCUUUAUUUUAAGACGUCCUGUUCACAUGCUGUUUAUGCAAAUGGGAGAUAACUCUAUAUUGGAAUUGUUUCAUUUUUGGUCAGCAAAAUAAUGAUCUCAGAAAUUCAUUUCUACAUAGUUCCUCAUACAUUACAGAGUUACCUCCCAUCAAUUAACACAGAUUUGUUUUGCAUAAUUUAAAUCAGCUGAGUCAAGCUUUUAUAUGCUAUGUGGACAAAGAUUUGAUUGAGGUAUUGUUUAGUGCUUAAUUUUAUGCCAAAUUGAUUUGUAGUUCUCCAAAAUGUUGGUAUCCACCCAACUCUGAUUACUUUGUAUAUAUAUAUAAUGAAGAUGUUGGGUUUUAUCAUCCCUGACUAAAUAUGUCUGUAAUUUAACUUGUAUUGAUGUUUUUAUUUUAAUUGUCUUGUCAUCAAGAUCGUGAGCAAAAAUUAUUAUAUAAUUCUUUGAUCUAGAAAGAUUGUAAUGGAAUUGUGGGAAAGCAUCUCCUUUAAACCAAAGCAAAACAAUUGUGAAUUCUUGUUUUUUCCUUUCACAAUUAAAAUUUUUGUCCUUGAUGAUUACUAAAAUUAGAGAGAGAUAAGUUUCUGUAUUGUAUAAUGUAGAUACAAGAAACAAGACUGUCAAAAAUAAGUCGUACAUUUUUCUGCUCGGCAACUGUACAUAGACAACACAUUUAAUGACCUGAUAUCUGUCAGCUUUGUUUUCACUUCGAGGUAAUUCUGUUUCAACUUCAUAUAAUUAGUAUUAAGUACUGUUUGAAAUAUUUGCCUUUUAUAUUUAGAAAAGAAUUUUAACUAUUGUAUUUUCUUUUGAUAAAAAUAUCAGCCUCACCACAUUUUCAAAUUACUUCCUUCAAAUACUUUUCAGCAUUCCACACAACUUUCCUUCAAUAAGAUCAGUGGAAGUAUCUAGACAUAACUGAUUUUCGAGUUGAUUUUUAAGAUGACAAGAGUUGAUAAAAACAUCUAUACAAGUUUUGUAUGUAGUACUAACCUUUUGAGUGACAUCAGCCCAUUAGUUAAGAAAGUUUUUGUAUGUUUUAAACAGCUUUGUUCAUGUGAGAUCAUUUGUUUUUAUUUAAGAAGGUUAUUGAUCAUGUUUAGAAAUUGAAGUUUUUAAUUGACAAUUCACACUCAAUAUUUGCAUAUUAAAUUAUUAAUGUUCAAAUUUUUUUAAUAUCUAUAAUAGUAGUAGUAAUAGCUGCUUGUUAAAUAUCAAGGUUACUUUCCAUGUUUUUAAUAUUAACUCCAUUUUCUAAACAUGAUCAUACACCAUUCUGGUUCUAGGGCUUUCAAUCUUUUUGAGGGAGGUUUUAAAUUAGUUCGUCCCAUUUAAUUAUAUGUUUAUUAAUUUUAUUUUUUCUAUUUUAAUUAAGAUAUUCAGGAUUGAAGAGUGUUGGAAUCAAACAUACAUGUCAUGUAUUUGACAGGAAUUAUAUAGAUAUUUCCAUCUUAUAAAUAUAUAUAUACCUUCUGAAAAGUUUUUGCUUUUAUAGAUGAUUUAGUUUUAUGUAUGUUCAAUCUAAUUAUAUCAAAAUAAUAUACAUACUAAAAGUUCCAAUAAAUAGCUGUAAAAAGCUAUCUGAACAAUUGUAAAUAUAAUUCCCCCCCUUGUUUUCUUUACAAACUAUAAAAUCAUGUGAACUGAAAUUAUUCUUUUAAUGCAAAUUUGUUAGUUUUAAUAUUGAAUUUGUGAUUUUGCUUUUUACAAUCUUGAUUUUUAUUAUUUCUGUCUUUAAAAUUUGAAAAAAAUGAAUGGUCAGUAUGUGUGUAUGGAAGUGGCUGUUUAGAAAAAGAUACUUGAAUGGAUUAUUUCCCUUGUCGGGAAGCUUUGGGGCUGGUGUCUGUGGCCCUUACUAUGUAUAUUUUAGUGUAAAUGUGGACCUGGUUGUCUUUUUAUGAAUUGUAAAUAAAAUUUGUGGAUGACCAGUCCAUAAAACAUACAGCAAAAAUAAAA